GGUGAGCACCACUCUGGCUGGCGCUCAUCCACUCAUCGCUGCUGCUGAUUCGACAAGUCCCCGAAAGACGCAAGGACACGUCUCUGCAUCCAGGCGCACUGCACACGAAACGACACAGACCCUGUCUCCCUGUCUGACAGAAAUUCCUCGGACUCGCGGGGCUUUUACGCGUCUCUUGGAUGGUUCAGCUUCCCUGACUGUGGCGCUACCACCUGCACUGUAUCACACAGACGCUCCUGUAAAGCUGCGGCAUCGCUCUACAUUCCUGUAGACGGGACCUGACUUGAUCUGAAAGGUGCAGCAGGAUGCAGGGCUUACUGCCUGUUUGUGGACCGCAGCUCCUGCUGGCCCUCCUUCUGCUUCAAACUGCGGUCUGGGGCUUAACCAGUGCAGAUACAGUGGUGAAUAUGCGGAAGGUUACCCAUCAGACCAUAAGUGAGGAGCUUUCUAAAACAGUUCUGCUCCCUUGCCUCUUCACCCUCCGCCCCAGUGCUGGUUCAUUCCAUGAGCCGCCCAGAAUCAAGUGGACUAAGGUUUGGGGCCAAAGAGGCUCUGAUGGCCUGCAAAAGGAACAGUCAGUCCUGGUGGCCAAAGACAAUGUGGUCAAGGUGAAGAAGGCCUUCCAGGGUCGUGUCACACUGCCUGGUUAUAAUAAGAACCGCUACAAUGCCAGUCUCGCUCUGACUGGGCUGCGCUCUAGCGACUCUGGUCUAUAUCGGUGUGAGGUAGUGGUGGGCAUUAAUGAUGAGCAGGACACAGUUCCUCUGGAGGUCACAGGUGUGGUAUUCCACUACCGGGCCCCUCAUGACCGCUAUGCCCUGACCUUUGCUGAUGCCAAGAGGGUGUGCAUGGAGAACUCAGCGGCCAUUGCAACACCUGGUCAGCUGCAGGCUACCUUUGCUGAUGGCUAUGACAACUGUGACGCUGGCUGGCUUUCUGACCAGACUGUACGGUAUCCCAUCCAGUCACCACGGCCAGGUUGCUAUGGGGAUUGUGAGGACUCACCUGGAGUUCGUAACUACGGCAAUAGGUCCCCUGAUGAGCUGUUUGAUGUCUACUGUUUUGCUAAGCGUCUUCAAGGUGAGGUUUUUCACUCCACAGUGCCAGAGAAGCUGAGCCUUGCCACCGCCUCCACUCACUGCCAUUCCCUGGGAGCCCAGCUGGCUACUGUUGGGCAGCUCUUCCUCGCCUGGCAGGCUGGUCUUGACCAGUGUGAUCCCGGCUGGCUCGCUGAUGGCAGCGUUCGCUAUCCCAUCAACGUCCCGCGGAAGAACUGCGGUGGAGACGAGCCUGGGGUACGGACUGUCUACAACAACCCGAACCGGACUGGGUUUCCUGACACCGCAGCUCUGUUUGAUGCCUACUGCUACCGAGCCCACCAGCCAGCAGGGGUGCAGGCUGCGGAGCCACAGCCUUUGUAUCAGACACCUCACCUGGCAGCAGAGGCCAUGUCCUUAUUAACCGAAGCCCAGGAUAGUGCCUCUAUUCCUAAGACUUCCACCUGGACUGGCCUUGUUGACUUAGAUGAAGUACGAGUCCCGUCCAUUGCUGGAAUCAACAACUCAUCUGAGAUCUCCGAAGAGCAUGUGAUCACCCACUUAAGGCCUGAGGAGGGUUGGGAUGAAACUCAGGAUGGACCUGGAACGCCAGAACCCAGCCAGAAUGAGUCACACAGCUUAAAUAACAGCAAGACUCUGGGCGUUUCUGACCUUGAAACCUUCGAGAAGCAUGGAGGCUCUGCCCAUGAGGAAGAAGAUGGAAGCUACUUUGGAUCUGAGACCCCAACAUUAUCCUCAAUUUCUACUUCCACGCCCCAAGUUCAAACCAGUAAUAGUAUUCUGACUGACUUUGUUAACACUCUUAUGAGGCCUUUUAGAUACUGGACUCAGAGUGAGAAAGGCGAUGAUACAGAGAAAACACCCAUGGUGCCAGACGAAAAGACAACAAAUAACCAAACACAGGGGGAAGCGCCCAGCAGGAACCCAAGUUUUCCAAAACCCAGUGGGAAAAAGGGCAGCAUAGAUAAUGCCAUUAUGGAGCACAGAAGUGGCACUUUUUCUUUCAGGAGUCCGGUGACUGAGCUGCAGAACUCAGAAGAAGGUCUUUCCAGUGAGGAGAAAGAGGUGAUGCCAUUGAUUCAGUUAGUACCUGCAGUCCAAAGCACAGAGGCAAGUGGUACGAGCAGCCCUCCAGGAGAGAGAACAACGAGCCCCAUCGCUGACCACACUCAAUCUGCUGUUAAAGAAAUCCCUGAAUCGGAUCCCACUGAGAGCUCACCAUCCAGUGAACAUGUCAACUUCUCCAGUCUUCAGGGUCUCAGGCGACACCCUACCUUUGUUCCUGCUCCCAGCUCCCAGUUUCAGUGGGCCAUCAAAUCAAUGCGCAUUCCCAAACUAGGCCUUCCUAAAAAUGUGGGCUAUGUGGGUAAAAAACCCACCUGGGAGCCAAUGGAAGCUAAAGCAGGACCCAUUGAGAUGAUGACCCUGCCUACCUUCCUUCGACAGGACUACACAGAUAAUUAUUCAGGUGAAGGCAAAGAGCAGGAUACAGAGAAUGUCAAUACUCCAACUGCCAGAAGCGCAUCAGGAGAGGAGAAAGUGAUAGAGGGUAGUGGAGAAGGGAGCAACGUGGCGGAUGGAUUUGGAGUGAAAGACAACAAUUUGGACAGCAGUGGCAUCAAAGUGAUUACUGAGUCGAAAUCUUCACUCAGCCACAGUGAUUUUGCCACUGUGACUGAGCGCACAACUCUGUCCCACUGGCAGCUGGUGGAACAGCCCACCACCCCACCUCAGGUCUCCCAGGAAACAGAGUCAGCAGAGGAGGCUAGGGGCGAGAUCUUCUACAUUCACAGGCCUACUGACAAGCUCUCAUCUACCUCCUCACACAGCGGGGAAGUUAGUUCAAACUCCGGAUUCACCCCAGUUUAUAGAAAAGACAGUAAAGAUACAAGCACUGAUGAGGUGAUGAUUACUGCACAUGAGGCUUUGAUAGAGAUGCUGACAACUUCUGAAAUGACGACGGCAGAGCUUCUGGGCAGAGAUGCACAGACAGUGGAUCCUGCUACCACAGCAGCCACUAUAGAAAAUAGAUCUUAUACAGAGGAGCCAUCUAUUUCCAUUUCAUGGGCUCAGGAAGACAAGGAGAAAGCUACAAGUUUCCCCAACAUGCAGGGCCUCUCAUCGACUCCCUCACCCGAAGGAGCAUCCACAACCACUUCUGGAGUCAUUCACUUGACUACUGCCGUAUCAGACAUCAAGGUUGCUGCUACAGAAAUGGAAUCCAGAUCUGCCGUUUCUGAGUCUUUUGUUGUGGGAAGCCAUUGGACGCCAUUCAAGGGCUUAAAGUCAGAGGAACAUAAAACCCCGCCAACAACAGAAGAUACUGGUACAAAGAAUCCUUUUGGCAUUCUUGUACCCAGCUGGGAAUUUGGGCUCAUCCCAUCAGUGGAGAGUAAUCCAUGCCAGACCAAUCCUUGCCUCCAUGGUGGAAGCUGCCUGCAGGAAGGGGAUGGUUACAGUUGCUACUGUCCUCAGGGGUUCUCUGGAGAGAGCUGUGAGAUCGACAUUGAUGACUGCCAGUCGAAUCCAUGUCAGAACGGAGGAACCUGCAUCGAUGAGAUCAACUCUUUUGUGUGUCUUUGUCUGCCCAGCUAUGGUGGCGCUACUUGCGAAAAAGACACCGAAGGCUGCGAGCACACUUGGAGGAAGUUUCAUGGCCACUGCUACAGAUAUUUCACACGCAGACACACCUGGGAGGACGCUGAGAAAGACUGCAGGGAGCACAAUGGCCACCUGGCCAGUAUCCACAGUGUGGCUGAGCAGAACUUCAUCAGAGGUCUAAGCCAUGACAACACCUGGAUUGGGCUGAAUGAUCGGACAGUAGAAGAUGAUUUUCAGUGGACUGACAAGAUGGACCUGCAAUAUGAGAACUGGCGUGAAAACCAGCCAGACAACUUCUUUGCUGGAGGAGAAGACUGUGUGGUGAUGAUUGCUCAUGAGAAUGGCAAAUGGAAUGACGUGCCCUGCAACUACAAUCUGCCCUACGUCUGCAAGAAGGGAACAGUGCUUUGCGGGGCCCCUCCAACUGUGGAUAAUGCCUUCCUGAUUGGUCGGAAGCGUACCCACUAUGACAUCCACUCAGUAGUGCGUUACCAGUGCGCCGAUGGCUUCCUGCAGCGGCACGUGCCCACUGCUAAGUGUCGUGCUAACGGCAAAUGGGACCGACCUAAAAUCAUCUGCAUAAAAUCCCGGCGAGCUCACCGUUACCGGCGCCACCACCACAAGACCAGGAGAGAGCGCAGAAAGCACAAGAGGCACAGCCACAGAGAGGGAGGCCACCACGGCAGAGAGGGAGGCCAGGGUCACAACCACGCCCGCUUCUGAACCAAAAAAAAACAUCAUCCCCCCCCCCUUUUUCUCCUCUGCUGCCAGCUGCAGUUUGCCUGUCUCCCUGUCGUCCCCAUUUCCCCAAACAGUUCUUCACAAUAACAGCCCAAAACUCUCUGACCAAGCCGCCUCCCUCCGGCCUUGUCCCGCACUGCAUUGUCCUGCCCUUAGCUCUCCAAGUCAGCCUGUAUCAUAGUCAACUGCAUCAACAGGACAAUAAUAAAUCCCUUUGUACUCUUUUUACUUUCCUUUCUCGGUCCGACGUUCUGGUCAUACCCUUGCUGUCUCUUACCUACCUUCUUUCUUGACCCACUUACUCUUCCCUCGAGCUCAACGAUGACCUGAAACAUGGGGCUACACUGACCUGUUUUUAAAAAAAAAAAUCUUUGAGAGCCACACUGAACAUUCUUCAGAGAGAAGUUCCUAAAUAGGGAUUACAUCAUUGAAUUUGCUGUAUCAAAAUCAGACGAGUCAAGGAAGACGUGUUGUUGACUUGAGCCUUUUGUCUGUUGAACACAUAGUUAUUUUUUACAAAUACUCAGUGUUUACUUCUUGACUCUGCUGCUUUUGGUUCGCUCUUUGUAAGGCAUUGUACUUGACUUAAAGCGACGCUGAGUUGUUCCGAAACAGAUUUAAUUGAUUUUCUUUCAUUCAGAAGCAGUUGUAAUUGAAUUAUUUUAAUUGUUAGCGUUGUAUCUUCUUGUCAGUGUAAGACCAUUACUUUAGAUCAGAUGCUUGACCCCAGAGGAAAAUGGAAAUCGCAUCCCUUCCCAUUGCAGUUUCAUCACAUCACACAUCAGUCACUUUUCAGAAGUGUUGAACAAUAUCAAACACCUCCUGCUGCGUCAUACAUCCACACCUGUCAUUGUAGAGGGGGAAUCUGAACGUUUGAUGUCAGCUUGUCUCAACUCAGCUCAGCAGUCCCGCAUUUGCUUUGUCUUUUUUCACAGUUUGAGCUGCUGUGGGAUUGUGUGCUGUGAAUUAAUCAAGGUGAUGCAGCAGGGUGAAGAGCCUCUCACGUAUCUGCUUCGCCUUUAUUUUGAAGGUUUACUGCUGUUUUUGCUGCAUUGUGUAUUCAACAAAAGUAUGGGUACAUUCAUAUUGGGGUGUGUCAGACCAAGGACUGCAUUAGCUAGGUGCAUAAGUAUUAUUCAGUCCCUCUCUGAGUGAUGUUGUCCUAUUGUUCAAUUUUGCAAUUAAUUUUAUGUAGACGUGCAAAUGAUUAGCAAACAUGGCAGUGAGAUCACACUUUUAUAUAUCACAAAAACACAGGACUUUCUUUCAUCAGGACAACAGGUCAAGAAAAGUAAAACGCUGAUUUGGCCAUUAAUACAGGGGAAAAUGUUGCUAUAGAAACAAACUUAAAUCUUCACUCCCAGGUAGUUUAAAACAUAUGUUUUAAAAGCAUCCACUUUUUUUAUCUGUUUGUCCAGCUUAUGCUACAGUCACACUAGGAAAAACAGGGACAACAAAAUUAUUGGGACAGUUUACAAUUAACUUGCAACCUCGCUGCCUUUAAAACGGUUGUUUCGAAGACUGAAAUCUGGCCCGUGACCAUUUGCACUCAGUUGCCAUCUUCAAAGUAACUUUGGUUUGACAAGACAGAGAUAAACUGGAAAUAAGCUUAUCCCAGGUGUUAUAUGGGUAGAGCCAGGGUACUCCGAGCACAUGUCCCAUCAAAGGGCUAACACAGAGACACAGACAACCACACCCUCUCACAUCCACACCAGUUUGGAAAAUCCUCAGAGGCACAGGGAGAACUUCCAAACUGCACGUAGACACCCACGCUCACCAUGAGGUUCAAAUCAAGAGCCAUAUUGCAGUGAGACAACAGUGUAACCACUGUGCCACAACCUUUUCAUGGCUCGGGAUUUGUUUGUCUCAAUUUUUAAACAUCCAGCCUUUGUAGGGCAUUAUUAGCAGUGAGUAGUUAAAAGUUAGCUAGCUGCCUGCUAGAUUUGUAUCAUUUCAUUAGGUUUUUUUUUUUUUAAAUUAUUAUUAUUUUACUGAAAACAGCCAGUUGCUGCUUGUGGAAAGAGUGCUGAUGAGACUGAACCAAAAAGUAAAGUUAGGGGCUACAAAGAUUCAAUCUCUCAGAUGCUCUGAAAAUAUUAGUGAUUUUUGUCUGUGUUUGUCACUGAAAUCAUAAUUUGAUCUGUUGUCAUAACACUGACAUUCAGAACAAGGUUUAAAGAUUAAAGGACUGAAGAUGUACAUUUUUGUAGUGUAGUCUUCAGCCUUAACCAGCCCUCUGAAGCAGGAAGAAUUGAGCAAGUAGUGGGAAACAAGCACGACAACAAGCUGAGAUUGUUGCAUCAUGAAUCAGAGCUUUGUGCAGAGUAUGAGG
Molecule: messenger RNA, 6732 nt
Organism: Maylandia zebra (zebra mbuna)
Lineage: Eukaryota; Metazoa; Chordata; Actinopteri; Cichliformes; Cichlidae
Gene: ncanb
Product: neurocan b
Biological process (GO): glial cell differentiation; central nervous system development; skeletal system development
Cellular component (GO): synapse; perineuronal net
Molecular function (GO): calcium ion binding; hyaluronic acid binding
Source: RefSeq, a predicted model, not a curated record